Messenger RNA from Glycine soja, 2382 nucleotides. Its product is annotated as neurochondrin-like. The record is from RefSeq and is a predicted model, not a curated record. The transcript has 17 exons. Bases 16 to 1881 code for a protein of 621 amino acids. NCBI's taxonomy places the organism in Eukaryota, Viridiplantae, Streptophyta, Magnoliopsida, Fabales, Fabaceae.
GAAGGCUGAAGGAGGAUGAGUCCAGCGAAUCUGGAGGAGGAGUGCUUGAAACUUCUGAAAGGAGAGCGAGACGAACAGCGUCUGGCUGGGCUUCUUCUGGUAACCAAGUUCUGCAAAGCUGAGGAUCAGUCCUCAGUCCGUAGGGUCUACGAUGCGGUUGGACCUCACUUUCUCUAUCGCCUCCUCAGAACCGGUAUGGCAAGCGGAGGAGGAGGCCUCAACGAUAACCGGAAUGCCUACUUAAGCUUAUCCAUCACGGUUCUCGCCACAUUUUGUCGUGUUCCAGAUAUUGCUUCCUCGGAGGACAUGCUUUUCUAUAUCCCCCUUGUCUUGGAAGUAAUAUCCACCGGGUCUGUCUUAUCUGUUCUUGAAGAAUGCUAUGAGUUUCUAUACUUGGUGUCAGCUGCUUCUGAAAGUGGAAUCGCGAGAUUUUUCGAAUCCGGAGGCAUCAAGAUACUAGCUUCUCAAAUGCGUUCUCUUCACGAUGGUUCACAUCUGAUGGAAUUAUCUUUUAAACUUUUGCAAUUGAUUCUGGGUAGGACGUCCUCGGACAUAAUUCAGAAUAAUGACUUAUCUGAAAUCUCAGUUAUUGUGGCAGCAAUAGCAAGGCAGUUUGCUGUCUUGCACAAUUCCUUGAAAUUUGAAGCUCUCCACCUACUAAAUGCCAUUCUUUCCUCAAAAGAUUCAUCACAACUUCGUGAUGCCUUCCGAUUACUUCCUCAAGAUAGCUGGUCACCCAAUAUACGCAUUGGUAUAAUGGCUAUUUUGCAGAAUCGUGUUGCACCUGCUGAAAGGUUGCAGGCUCUCAUUUUAGCCGAGUCUAUGGUUUCCAUGUAUGGAGAAGAUUGGUUGAUUGGCCAAGUAAGCACAAAUGAUGCACUAGAUCCAGCUCCAGCUGACAUGUGCUUGUUGCUUGUCUUGGAGCAGUCAAGGGUUGAAAUUGCUGUUCUUCUGAAUGAGUUGGCGUACUUAAAAUAUGAAGCACCUCAGGAUACUUCUGCCACAGCUGAAGCAAUUUUUUCAAAGCGACAUAAUGUGGCUGUUGCUUACUCCUUGGUUGAGAGGAUAAUAAAAUUAAUAUCAAAUGUUGAAGGAAAUGAUGGAAACCUCCUUGAUGAAGGCACAUUGACAAAGCUGAUUCACCAACUGAAUGAGACAAUUGCUGUUGUACUAGAGUAUUUAGAAGAUGCAAAGGAACAUGGGCAAAAGAAAGGAGAUGAUUUACUUGCUUCAGUGCGAAUUAUUGGGAGCUAUCUUGCAGAAGCACCUGUAGCAUGCAAGGAGAAGGUUCAAGAUCUUUUAGGGUAUAUGCUUUCUCUUGAAGGUGAAGAUGAACAAAGGCCCUUCUACGCUGUUUGCUUUCUGCUACCUAUGUUGUCUCAAAUUACUAUGGAGAUUGAAGGAUGCAAAGCUUUGGCUUCAUGUAAAGGACUUGAGGCUGUUUUAGAUUGCUUCAGUAAAUUAGUUGGGUCACAUGCUUUUCUGGUUGAGGAUAAUGGUUGCAUCUUUAUGGCAUGUGAUACAAUAAUGAAUCUUUUAUUAAAGAAAGACAAAGUUCAGAUAAAGUUGGAUGUAUCAGCUAUUGUUGAUCUUCUUAAAGUGUUGGCUCAUUGGUCAGAAAACACUGAUGAAAUGUCAAGUAUGAUGAUGGCUUCAAGCAUUUGUACACUGAUAUUUGAUUAUACAUCAGAAGAGGCUCUUUUAAACUGUCCAGAUUUCGACUAUAGAACUCUUAGCAGUCUUUAUCUUCUCAUUGCAAGAUGUCUGGCAUCAUCAGAACAGGAUACUAAAGUGGAUAUGGAUCUUUCUGAGAUUGUCUCUUCUGGCUUCUCUCGAUGGGCUCAUCGGUACCCCCACAUCAGAGACGCUGUCAAGAACUAAUUUUGAUCCUCUCGAUCUGGAUUAGUUAGAGAUGGAUACUUUCAACUUCCAAGGUAUUAUCAUUGUUGAAGUGAACUAAUGAUGUGCCAAAUACAUGGAAUUGGAAAAAGACUACCUAUCAGAGGAUUGAAGCUCAUGGUUACAAAUCAAUGCCUUUAGAUCGCAUCCCUCCUUGCCCAUAACCGGUUAAAAAGGGACACAGACCUUUUGUUACAAGUAGGAAAAACCAUGGUCUCCACAUAUUGUGAACAUACUAUGAGAAAUUUGAAUACGGAGACUUGUGACGCUUGUUAAAAAAAAAGAAUUUGUUCGUUUUAGCACAGGAUAGAAAAAUAAAUAGUCGUCUGUAUAUCCAAACUGUUUGUACCAUUAUUUUCCGUUAGGAGAUAUAGGUUUUAGAUAACAUUUUAAUCCAUGUUUUUCUUAUUAGAUUUUGGUCCCUAAUUUCUUUUUUCUUUUGGUAUUGAUUUAUAAUCUUUAUGCAUUCACAUUUUUUCUAUU